Molecule: messenger RNA, 860 nt
Organism: Entelurus aequoreus (snake pipefish)
Lineage: Eukaryota; Metazoa; Chordata; Actinopteri; Syngnathiformes; Syngnathidae
Product: spermatogenesis-associated protein 45-like
Exons: 2
Coding region: 233-529 (98 amino acids)
Source: RefSeq, a predicted model, not a curated record
GGUAAAGUUAAUUAAACUUUAUGAGACGUAAAGUAAAUAUUUUUGUGUCUUUAAAGUGAUAAAAGCUUUCUUUCUGUCAACAGAGUGAGUCAUCCUUUCUAAUUCUAAAGAUCUUAAGGGUGUACAGGUCAUCGACUCAGAUUUCAUGUUGCUACGGCAACCCUAGCAUCACCUAUCAUCUUGGCCAACAGCAGGUGAAGCUGAUCAAACAAACAAGAAGUCUAAGAGAAACAUGCCUGGAUCCAAAGCAGAGCCACUCCUGGAUGUCAACAUGCAGCGGGAGACCUGGUGUCAGGUGGAGUCAGGAGCCCUGCGUUCCUGGGAAAGAUCAGAGAGGAAACAUUACCGGGCACACCUGCGGUCCAGCUCAGUUCUCCUCUCCGCCAUGACCGGCGGGCCGCGACAGGGGACGGCGAGCAGGGGAUGGCCACCUCCCGCUAACCUCCCUCAGAGGCGUCAUUUUGAAGAAAGCUAUAAUUCCCAGCUGUCGUGGACCGCUGCAGACUCUCAGCAUCAGAACACCGAUUGAACUUUGACACAGAAAUGUUUUCAGCUCGCAGCUUGUGUUCAUUUGCUUUCAUUUCACAUGCCACCUGCCGCUAUGUUGAUCCCUACAACAACAUUCAACUUGGCUGCAUUCCUCUACAAACAAUGUAUGCGUUUGAGUGUGGGAGUGUGUGUGUAACUUUUUCAUAACAAGGACAAUUGGAGGGACAGUGGUUUCAACAAAUGCCUCAAGUCACAGGAUUCAUCCGUUCAUCUCAUGUUUGACAGGCUUCUUCCAUUUUACAUACUGUAAAGCAGUGGUCCUCAAGCUUUUUGUAGCUGCGGACCGGUCAGCGCUUGAAAAUUUCUCCCAC